CAUGGGUCCCUCUGAGGUGGACCUUCAAGGGGCUGAUGACCAUUUUCAGCCUCGUAUCUCCCUCCCCUCAGGGAACCUAGAACAAGCCAAUGAGGAACUGCGGGCCAUAAUCAAGAAGAUCUGGAAGCGGACCAGCAUGAAGCUGCUGGACCAAGUGGUGCCCCCAGCAGGUGAUGACGAGGUCACAGUUGGCAAGUUUUAUGCUACUUUCCUGAUCCAAGAGUACUUCCGGAGAUUCAAGAAGCGCAAAGAGCAGGGCCUGGUGGGCAAACCCUCCCAGAGGAACGCCCUAUCCCUGCAGGCUGGCUUGCGCACGCUGCAUGACAUUGGGCCUGAGAUCCGACGGGCCAUUUCUGGAGAUCUGACGGCUGAGGAGGAGUUGGACAAGGCCAUGAAGGAGGCUGUGUCUGCUGCCUCUGAAGAUGACAUCUUCCGGAGGGCCGGUGGCCUGUUCGGCAACCACGUCAGCUACUACCAAAGUGACGGCCGGAGCGCCUUCCCCCAGACCUUCACCACCCAGCGCCCACUGCACAUCAACAAGGCGGCUAACAGCCAAGGCGACACCGAGUCGCCAUCCCACGAGAAACUGGUGGACUCCACUUUCACCCCCAGCAGCUACUCAUCUACUGGCUCCAACGCCAACAUCAACAAUGCCAACAACACUGCCCUGGGCCGCUUCCCCCGCCCCGCUGGCUACCCCAGCGCAGUCAGCACCGUGGAGGGCCACGGGCCCCCCUUGUCUCCUGCCGUCCGGGUACAGGAGGCCGCAUGGAAGCUCAGCUCCAAGAGGUGCCACUCCCGGGAGAGCCAGAUCGCCAUGGUGUGUCAGGAGGAGGUCUCUCAGGACGAGACCUAUGAGGUGAAGCUGAGCGAGGACACAGAGUACUGCAGCGAGCCCAGCCUGAUCUCUACAGAGCUGCUCUCCUAUCAGGGUGAUGAAAACCGGCAAUUAACACCGCCUGAGGAGGACAAGAGAGACAUCCGGCAAUCUCCAAAGAGGGGUUUCCUCCGCUCUGCCUCACUAGGUCGAAGGGCCUCCUUCCACCUGGAAUGCCUGAAGCGACAGAAGAAUCAAGGCGGAGACAUCUCUCAGAAGACAGUCCUGCCCUUGCAUCUGGUUCAUCAUCAGGCAUUGGCAGUGGCGGGCCUGAGCCCCCUCCUCCAGAGAAGCCAUUCCCCGAGCACGUUCCCCAGGCCGUGCGCCACGCCCCCAGCCACACCCGGCAGUCAAGGCUGGCCCCCGCAGCCCAUCCCCACUCUGCGGCUGGAGGGGGCCGAGUCCAGCGAGAAACUCAACAACAGCUUCCCGACCAUCCACUGCAGCUCCUGGUCCGGGGAGCCCGCGCCCUGCGGUGGGGGCAGCAGCGCCCUGCGGAGAGCCCGGCCGGUGUCCCUCACUGUGCCCAGCCGGGCUGGGGCCCGGGGCCGGCCGUUCUACGGCAGUGCCAGCAGCCUGGUGGGAGCGGUCUUGAUUUCAGAAGGACUGGGGCAGUUUGCUCAAGAUCCCAAGUUUAUCGAGGUCACAACCCAGGAGCUGGCUGACGCAUGUGACAUGACCAUAGAGGAGAUGGAGAACGCCGCUGACAACAUCCUCAGUGGGGGCGCCCAGCAGAGCCCCAACGGCACCCUACUACCUUUUGUUAACUGCAGGGACCCAGGGCAGGACAGAGCGGGGGGCCAAGAGGGCGAGAGCUGCACUGGGGCUCGGGCGUGUGGGAAGAGCGAGGAGGAGCGCCAGGACAGCAGAGCCCACGCCGGCAGCCUGUAGUUGCUAGGGCUGGGGAGACGCUGGGUUUUUUAUUUGUUUCAAUGUUCCUAAUGGGUUCGUUUCAGAAGUGCCUCACUGUUCUCGUGACCUGGAGUUAACCGGAACAGCGUCUUCAUUCAUUUCGUUGGGACAAGACGCAGAGUUGGGUGGUGUGCAGAGUCUGUUUUCCGGGGGGAAAGAAGGCAGCAACCCCAGUUAGUGUUGUGUCCACAGAGGUAGAGUGGUGAGGAGGAGUGGAAGGAUCAGGGAGAGAGAGAAAGAGAAGAGACGCCUGCCCUCCCCUCCGGGCAUGAAGGAGAGCCUCAGCUUCCUGCGGUAGCCCUCACCAAAAGGACCCUAUGUCAAACGGGUGUCUUUCAACUUUGCUUGUAAAAAAAAAAAAAAAAAAAAAUCAUUUUGCACAUAUUCUGUAUGAGCCUCACUGUCUCCAUAGAGCCAGGGCCCUGUGGAUUUGCAGAAGGAAGAAGGGUGUGACUUCAGCGAGGACCCAGCAGCGUCCUGGAGAGUGAAGAGUGAAGCAAGAGGCGGCGGCAGGAACCCCAACGGGGAGAGGAGUGCCACCGGCGGGUGGCAGCCUCAAGGCCAAGGCUCCGUGGCCACCGCCUCCCCCCUUGCCCCCCCACCCCGCCCCGCCACGCGUCUGCGUCAGUAUCCCGGUACCUCCACAGGCCCACCAAGCUCCAGACCAGCGGCUAGGCCUACUUCGGGACGAGGGGGCGCUGGCACCACCUGCCAGGGAAGGAGCAGCCCGCCCUUGACGAGACGAGGUGGUGCUGAGCUUCUGUUGAGCUCUCUUUUGUUUUGCGGUUUGACGUUUUUCUUGAUAGCGUGUUGCAGUUUUGUUUUUGUGUUUUUUGAGGGGGGUUGUUUGUUUUGGUUUCAUUUUAAUUUUGUUUUCCCAGGGGGAGGGGAGGAAGAAGUGUUUACAAAGCUUUGUACCCACCCACCUUAUUGUUUUCACCUUUGCAACUGUAAAUCGGGUUUGGUUUUACUGAUUAUUUAAAGGGUUGUGGUUUUCUUUUCCUACGGUAGGUUCAGUGGAGGCACCGUAGGCAAGUUUUACCAGCCAUUGUGUAUGCGCAAUAAUGUGUUAUAAUUUCCAUAGGUAGUAACAAAAAUUUUUUGGUUUGGUUUUAUAAUUUAAAGGU
Mustela erminea (ermine) is the source of this 2916-nucleotide messenger RNA. Its product is annotated as voltage-dependent L-type calcium channel subunit alpha-1C-like. Gene Ontology annotation, biological process: calcium ion import across plasma membrane. Gene Ontology annotation, molecular function: high voltage-gated calcium channel activity. Bases 2 to 1768 code for a protein of 588 amino acids. The record is from RefSeq and is a predicted model, not a curated record. NCBI's taxonomy places the organism in Eukaryota, Metazoa, Chordata, Mammalia, Carnivora, Mustelidae. The transcript has 9 exons. Gene Ontology annotation, cellular component: voltage-gated calcium channel complex.